Stegastes partitus (bicolor damselfish) is the source of this 1119-nucleotide messenger RNA. RefSeq lists its product as uncharacterized. The transcript has 3 exons. Bases 1 to 912 code for a protein of 303 amino acids. Lineage: Eukaryota; Metazoa; Chordata; Actinopteri; Pomacentridae. The record is from RefSeq and is a predicted model, not a curated record.
AUGGCCUCCUCAAGCUCCGUUUGGAUUGUUUCACUUUUCAUCACAGUGAUGACGAGUAAUUUUGGAGUAUUUGGUCGCGCAGUGGACACGCAUGGAUUUCUGUCACAGUCGUCCAAAACUGCACAUGAAUCUCCCGAACCAACUUUACGCACUGACACGUCGAGGCGGUCGAGGGCCGCGGAGACGCACCGGGAGCGGUGCGCAGAUUUUGCGACACAUUGGCAGGAAAACACGCAACAAGCUCCCGGUGAUAACGGAACAUUGUUUCAGCUCCAUGUUCGGCCGUUUUCACCUGGAUCCUCGCGGGGUUUAAUUUUUCCAGGAAAAUUUCUUUUCAGCUUUGUGCGGCGGCUUUAUCGCUGCUGUCAAGAAGGAAUGAAAUGCAGGAGCGUUAAAGGGAUUCAAGGUCGCUUGAGAGCAGGUAGAGAUAUGGAGUUUAUCCUCACCAGGGAGAUUUUAUCAUUGACAAUUAGAAAAGCCGAGCUUCACCUUCAGCUUUCCAACCCACAACAUCUGGACAUCCGCCCACUGCUUCCAUCCAUGGUGAAGCACAACCUUCCUACAAGGUUCAAUGUGGUGUCGCGGGGUGACCUGGUGGAGCUGAAAGUGGAUCUGCUGUUCCUUUUCCAGACUCUGCAGGAGGUGGCGGGUGGUGCCAGACAGGGUGCCAGCUUGGUAAACAUUCGACGAGGGUCAUUUUUCUCCAGUGGGGAUCCCACAGGUGAAAAGCCCUCUUCAGCAGCUCCGAAGCACUCAGACAAUGAUGAGCAGGAGGAUGGGGUUGCCAACACGCUGCCUGCUCUGGACCUCGGCUUGAUUCUGAGCUGCAGUCAGGCCGGAUCGGAGGUUUCCUGUGGAGCUGGCGGUGUUCACCUGUUUCACAUGCCUUUUGUGGCCCUGUACCACAGAUGAAACCGAAGUCCAGACUUGACUGUGUCCUGCAUAGAAACAUUUUAUCUGCUCAGUCGAACUGAAAAGACAGAUAGCUGUCUCAAAACUUAAAAGAGAAAAAAAGAAAAAAAAAGAUGCACUUCAAUGUAAAGUCUAUUAUUUAUAAAUGUUUUUGCAAACCCUAUAUUAAUGUGUAAAUUGUAUAUAUAACAUACUGUAAGUUUAUUG